CGACAACUACUGUUUCCCUUUCAGCCAAAUGGUUACAUUUUAGUCCCCACGAUACAUCUUUCAAUUCCCACCUCUUCAUUUGCAUCAUCAUCGUCUCGUCAUGUUCUUCUCCUUCUACUACUCCUUUUUCAAGUACUAGUGGUACAAAUUCAAGAAUCCCAUAAUCCCAGAUAAAGCAAAGACGGAACCUUUUUCACUUUACUAAAAGCUCUUUCCCUUUUUGCUAAGUCUAACACUUCUCUAUACUGUUUUUCGCCCUUUGCUGCUCAAAUGGCUGUGGCAAUGGCUUCUUCUGGGACAACUCCUGGGCUUUAUACUAAUCUAAAGGCAAUUGACAAGCACCCCAUUGCUAAAGCUUCCCUCUUUACUUGCCCUUUUGGUUCGGAUCCAGUUCAGGGAUUCUGUAAUUUUUCCAAGAAAAGAUUUCCAUCUUCAGAAGCGAGGCUUCUUUUGCAAGCGUCCCCAGCUGCAGCUGUGGUGCAGGGCGAAAGCCCGCAAGAAACUGAGGAAGUUCCAAUUCCCAAAGUUAUAAUAGAUCAGGAUUCUGACCCCAAUGCAACUUUGGUGGAGAUCACAUUUGGGGAUCGCCUUGGGGCUCUUAUUGACACAAUGAAUGCGCUUAAAAAUCUCGGGCUCAAUGUUGUCAAGGCAAAUGUCUAUCUUGAUUCAUCUGGGAAACAUAACAAGUUUGCCAUCACAAAAGUUUCUACAGGUAGAAAGGUUGAGGAUCCUGAGUUGCUUGAGACCAUUCGUUUAACAAUAAUCAACAAUUUGCUUGAGUAUCAUCCGGAGUCAAGCUCACAGUUAGCCAUGGGGGCAGCCUUUGGUGUUGUGCAGCCAAGUCAGCCGGUUGAUGUUGACAUAGCAACUCAUAUCCGUGUCUAUGAUGAUAGUCCAGAGCGAAGUUUAUUGCAAGUUGAAACAGCAGACCGCCCUGGAUUACUUGUGGAUCUUGUAAAGAUUAUUACUGACAUAAACAUUGCUGUGGAAUCAGGAGAAUUUGACACAGAGGGCUUGUUGGCUAAGGCUACGUUUCAUGUCAGUUACAAUGGUAAUGCCAUCAGCAAGCCCCUUCAACAGGUUCUUGCUAAUAGCUUGCGAUAUUAUUUGCGGAGACCAUCAACCGAAGAGGCGAGUUUUUGAUUCACCUAGCGAAGACGACAACUGUGAAUCCUACAUAAUUAAUGAAGCGCUGUAGCCUCGUUUUUGGAACAAAUUAUGCUUCGAGUUGCUGAAUACCGUGACUUGCAAUUUUUCACUGAAGAAAUCAUUUGAAACUUCCAUUGGUGGUCUGAUAAUUAUGACAACAUUAUACAGUGAUCAGAUUAUCAACUUAUAGUUUCAUACAUUCUGGCACAAUACAUGGGAAAUUGCUCCAGUUAAUUGAAAGUAAUCAAGGAAAAUGUUACAGGGAAGGUAUGGCACUUUUACCAA
Coffea eugenioides is the source of this 1434-nucleotide messenger RNA. Its product is annotated as ACT domain-containing protein ACR11. The transcript has 10 exons. Bases 271 to 1143 code for a protein of 290 amino acids. NCBI's taxonomy places the organism in Eukaryota, Viridiplantae, Streptophyta, Magnoliopsida, Gentianales, Rubiaceae. The record is from RefSeq and is a predicted model, not a curated record. Gene Ontology annotation, cellular component: chloroplast stroma; chloroplast thylakoid membrane.